Molecule: messenger RNA, 840 nt
Organism: Naegleria fowleri
Lineage: Eukaryota; Heterolobosea; Eutetramitea; Acrasida; Naegleriidae
Exons: 1
Coding region: 1-840 (279 amino acids)
Source: RefSeq, a predicted model, not a curated record
AUGGCGAGGACCAAACAAACCGCCCGAAAAUCAACGGAAGCGGCUCAAGUCAUGACAAAGGUACAACCCAAGAGGAAGGCUGAGUUUGAAAGUGAAGUGAAUCAUUCUAGUAGCACCGGAGUUGGUAGUACUAGCAGCAACAGCAGUUAUAUUGUUCCACCUUAUAAAAGUUUGAAAACCAUUUGUAUUCCAUAUGAAAGAGAAUAUCAAGAUCAGACCACGAACACCUCCUCCGAUUAUCAUCAAUCAUUAUUUGGAUGUUUAUCCGAAUUACCUAAUGAAAUAUUUCAACACAUUUUGACUUUCUUGGUUGGAGAUUUUGAGCUCUACAAAAAAAUUGAUGUCACAAAAAUUGAUCCAAAUGCUGAUAAGGAGCAACGAAAUCGAUACAAAAGAAGUUAUUUAUCGUCAGAUAUUGAGUCAUUCCUCAUUCCGUAUGAAAAUCUUGUUGCUCUUGUGAAAUUAAUGCAGACAAACAAAGAACUGAAUCGAAUGAUCACCUCCAAAAGAGAUGACGAUCACUUGACUGAUUUUGAAUUGUUUUGGUUGAAUGGAUACAACUUUUUCGAAAAGCUGUUUUAUUGGAUUCGAACUAGGACUUUGGAAACAUUAAAAUUGGGCACUGGAGACUUGUCAAGGACAGCUGUUGAGGAAAUGGGAAGAAUUCAGAAUAUUGUGCAGCAUUAUGAGAGAGGAAAGUCAUUAAGUGAUUUGGAUGCUACUAUUGACCAUAAUAAUUGGUUCGAAGACGAAUAUGCUAAUGAUGAAGAGCAAUAUGAUGAAUUUCUUUCUGAUAAUGUUGGAGAUGAUAAAAGUCUAAGAAAAAGUACCGAUAUUUAA